GCUGAGAAAAGCCCUUAGGAUCUUUCCAGAGACUAAGUCCCGGUUGUAGAAUGAGACUUGAGUAGUGCAGCGGAAGUUGAGGCAGUUGAACCCUUGUACUAGUAUAUGAGAACAAAGCGUUUCGACGCGUGGCACUCUCGUCAAUCGGGCAAAAUUUUGGAGCCUGAUAAGGGGGAGUCUGAAAGAGGCCUGUAGGAAUAUGAUCUGAGACCCGGAGUGUCUGGGUGUGGCACUCUAACAAAUCCGUCAUCGUCAGCUGUGGAGUUUGGCGGAUCCGUCCGUUUCACGUCGGAAGAUACUGCGUGUACCGGAUCCAGAAUCUCGCAGAAACUGGGCCACGUGUACGUCCGCUGACGUCCGUCCGUUACAAUGCAAGUACCGGGCUGCAAAGCUAGAACCGUGUACGUUACAAGUACCGAGAUGAAACGCUUGUCAUGCUGUCCGGGUUACAACGCUACUAGCAUCCGGUUACAAUGCGAGUACCGGGCUACAAUGGUCGCGCCGGAUGCCUCAGCAUUAAUUUGAUUGGUUGAGAUGAUUAGUGCCAGUACGAGUAGUAGACGGCGCCGCUAAAAUGCCCGUACAUACUAUACUACAUACUUAUCGUAUGGCUACUAGUAGUACAAAGCAGGCUCCGUACUAGCCACUGCACAUAUACAGUACUCCGCACUGGCGCCUCAGCAGGACCGUACCUACGUAGCAUUUCCACGUACCAUUCCUAGUGUCGAUCUCGUGCGACACCAACUUGAGAAUUUUCCCCACUAUCGUCGGUGUCGAGAGGCAGGGUCGCCGAGAUCGUAGUGGCCGGGAGUGGCGGGGGUCAACUGAAGGUCGACACGCGAAAUCACCGCAGUCGGCGGGGUGUCACGGCGGCGGUGCUCGUAGCGGAUCUCUGAGUCUGCUCGAGUCUUCCUGAGUCUGCCUGAGUCUGCUUGAGUCUGCCUGAGUCUGCCUGGGUCUGCCGGCGGCACACUCAGAAGCGGCCGGGCAUGAGUCAGCCUGAAAAGCGGCCUCAGCUGGAGCUCGAGGGGCCGCGUGACAUGAGUCUGCUUUUGAGACGUCGCGGAGUUCAGGCGGCGGUGCUCCUAGCAGCGGCGUUGCUGCUUGUCGCGGUCGGUCCAGCUGGCAGCGUAACAGGCGAGGGUUUUGAGCUGCCGGAUCCGCCGUCUAGGUUCGAUGCAUCUGUGGCGUGGCACCACAUGCAGUAUCGCACGGCCGACUCGUGCUGGAGCCAGCAGGAAAAGCAUCUCUACCACACGGCCGACAACUGCCCUCAUUCCGAAGCAUUCUCCACCGCGGUGGGGGCCUUUGAGCGGAUGCAGAGAGAGUGCGUGCAGCAGGGCGGCCCAAAGCAAUGGGCGUGGGUCGGCGACAAAUCCAAGUGGAGCAAGCAGCUACCUCGCCAUGGGCCCGACAGGGAGCUCUGCCGCUACAUUGUGGUGGAAGACAUGAGGAGAGGAGUUGGCAACAAGAUAACGGCAUAUGUGGUGUCCUUCGUGCUCGCCCUUCUCACCAACCGGGCCAUUAUUGUGCCGCCCCGUGCCUUCCUCACUCGCCGCCUCUGCAACCCCUUCGCCCAUUCCAACACAUCGUGGACCGUUGGCCCACCCACCUACGACCUGAUCCUGGGGUCUGUGUUUCAAAGGCCGCGGCUGCUGCUCACCAGCAUGGCAGAGCAGCUGAGAGCCACACAGGGAGCGGCACGGACGGACCUGCCAUGGCAAGUGAUCAACAAAGGCGCGGUGUGGAUGGACUUGUACCGCAGGAGCUGGAGCAAGUUCUGCGACGACCUGUGGUCCACUGCUGACGCGGCGCCCUUCUGGCUCGCAAGCAUCGAUGCGUACAUCGUCCCCAGCCUGCACUAUAUCCCACACUUCGCUGAUCGUCUCAAGGAGCUUUUCCCCGAAGGCACUCGUUUCCUCAUCCACCCGGACAACGAGCUGUGGGCGCAGAUCACCACCACCUUCCAUGCCAACCUCGCCCACUUCUCACACCGCCUCGGUCUACAGAUUCGCUCGCCAGAUGGCAUCCAGCUGCCGCUCUCUGGUAGAAUUCUGCAGUGUGGCGCAGCCAUUGCACACUAUCUGCCGUAUACAAGGCCGUACACACAGGCUCUCUUAAAGCCUGGUGGUGGAACGUUCCCACAUGCCUCACAUGCGCCGCACAGGACCAUGGGGGUGUUCGUGUCAUCAUUGAGCAUGAAGCACACGCUGGAGCUGCAAGCGCAGUACUCGCAGAACAUGCCCGUCGGCAACACACUUGUCGGCUUCUGGUCGCUCACGAGCGAGGAGAUAGAGAACAGGAAGGAGCAGCAUCUGGUGGCGACUGUCAUCGACAUCUGGCUCCUCAGCUUCUGUGACCGCCUUUUGAUAACGCACCUCUCCUCAUUCGGCCGCGUGGCAGCAGGGCUCGGGGGCAUAGACGCCUACUCCAUGGCGAUCACAGUGGUGAAGAUGCGGGGCAUCGACUGGCGGGAGAUGGGCGGGCCCGUGUGCGAGCGCGUGCCGUGUGAGCCGUGCGAUAGCGUUGGAGGGAACGUGCAGUGGUCUGGGUGCAGCUGGGACUUCAACCGCAGCAGGCUGGCCCAUGGGUCGGAUCGGCCACCCGGGUUUGGCUUCUGUGCGGGCUUCCAGUUCGGCCUGCAGGACCGCAACCCGCUCACCUCUCACUCGCCUUAGAGCUUCCUACUACGCACAGGCCAGGGUGUUGAAUAUGCACAGUUGCACGCCGUGGAUGGGAGGGGCCGCCCGGAUUUGGCUUCUGUGCUGGCUCCCAAUUCGGCCUGCAAGACUGCAACCCGCUUGCUCCGCACCUUGCAUGAAGAUUCUGGAAUUGGAACCAGGCCUGACGUUUAAAAAAAACCCACUGAUUUUGGCCCCAAAAAAAAUUCCCAAGUCUGAGUAGCCAGGUUUCAGAUUUCAGGUACCGUAAUCACCCGGAUAGACUCCCUUCCGUAGGAUAAGUCCCAUGGGCUUUAUCUCGUGCUUUGGGCCUUAUAGCUACUAUUCGAUUAAACGCCCCCCCUAUUUUUAGAAAGUGUGUACCCUAUACGCCCCUCAUUUAUUUCGUAAAUACUGCACAA
Closterium sp. NIES-67 is the source of this 3082-nucleotide messenger RNA. NCBI's taxonomy places the organism in Eukaryota, Viridiplantae, Streptophyta, Zygnematophyceae, Desmidiales, Closteriaceae. The record is from the annotation of a GenBank genome assembly.